AAGACUUCAAGAAAAACAUUACCUCCUACGUAAAAGGAAGAGUCCAAACAUUCAGUUGUUGUAUCGAAAACACAGAUAAAAUCUAACACCAUGCCGACUGCGCGAGGUCCGUUACCUCUGACCGAAUUCUCUCCGAUCAAGAAGCCAGCUCUGUGGGCUACUCCACAGAGCAACGAUGGUCGUGCACAGGACGAAGAGGAAUGUCAACAUGGUUAAGGCUAGAUUUUUAAGGGUAUUUCUUGUAUCUAUAGCAGAGCAAUUUAUAAGGUUUCACAGCUCGCAUGGCGUGGAGUGCAUGGAUCGCACGGAGUAGCAUGGAGCUAAAGGGGGAGCUUCUUGCGCCCCUUAAAGCUCUGCACUCCAUGCCACUCCAUGCACUCCAUGCACCACGCGCGCUAUAAACUACUCUGCUAUAGCGAAGUUCAAAAAUGAAGGUCAAAAAUGCAAUUAGCGAAGUAGUUGCGCCAUCUGUCAUCUUAGCACCAUCAUGUGCUGAGGCUUUAUGUAUUUUGAUUUUCCUUUUAUCAAUCUUUACGAAAUGGACCUGUACUAGUCUGAUGGUUGAAGAAAGGAGAUCUGUAGUUCACUGGUGUAAGUACGUACCUCUCCUAAAAACAUCAAAGCAGAGCAGCAGUCCGACCGCGCGGCGGAGCACCUCCAUUAGCAGGAGAGUUGUUGGCCAAUGUCAGGAGAGGUCACGAACAAGCACCUCCAAUUCCACCAAGAAAAGGUGCUGGAACUGUUGAUACCGCUGCUUCUUCCUCAGUAGGAGCUACUCUGUUACAUGCAGGACAACAUGUAGGGAGGAAAAACAACAUGAUCUCACCAAAGCGCCCUCUUGUGUUGGCAGACUACUGCUCAUUACAGGAUGAGCAAGCAGGAGAAAUAAGCUGUACGAGUCACAUAGCACACGACAAUGUGGUAAAGAUGGAUCAUAGUCUCAGUCAAGAAGCAGCUGUCUCUGGAGACGAGGAAUCAUGCACGGCGGACGAGCAUCGAGGAGGUAAAAGAACGAAUCUCGGCGCUUCUCGCGAAGAUAUCGAGGAUGCGUCAGCGUCGCAGCACUUUAUUACGGAUAAUAGGUGCAAGACUUUGUAACAGAAUUCGUAUUUUGUUUUUGUUUCAGAGUAUGCAAUUCCUGUUUUAGUUUUACUAGUUGUAUUCGAACAUCACUAACUAGUCCUUGUGAACUCCCUCUGAUAUCACAUAUGUUGAAAACUUCAUUCCCACUGUCUUAACUUCAUUCCCACUGUCCUCACUUCAUUCCCACUGUCCUGACUUCAUUCCCAAUGUCUUGAUGUCAUUCACAGCACUGUCUUAACUUCAUUCCCACUGUCUUGACUUCAUUCCCACUCCUGUCUUGACUUCAUUGCCACUGUGUUCGAGGAGCAGUCAUAUUCGUACGAACAUAUUCACGGAGGAACGUCAUCCUGCGAACUGGACAAUUCUACGUUAUCACGCAGCUCCGAUCCAGCACAGAGAAAGAGGGCAUACACACCUGGCGUUUCGGAAUUGGGCGUCCAUCUACAGCAGUCUCCGCAGAAGCCGUCGCCCAAACAGCGACCGAUGGGCAGCAUGAUCAUCGCUACUGGGAAUAGCGGAAGGAAACAUCAAGGGUUAUGAUUGUGGAGUCAUUUGCAUUUGAUGAUCGUAAAGAUUCUGAUAAGGGUCAUUUGCAGUUGGUGAUGAUGAUGAUGACACUUCUAAGAAGGGUAGCUUUUAUUUGAGCGGGAGAAUUGAGUGGUCUAUAAUGUUCGGAAUGUGAUUUCACCUGAAGCUGUAGGACGAAGAUUGAUUUUUAGCACUUUAGGACGAUGUUCUUACUAACAUUUAGACCUUCAUCUAGUUCUAACCUAGAGUAACCCCAUAAUUGCGACAUCAAGACCUCUUCCUCCCGGAUCUGGACAACAGCACAUAAGAACUGGCAGUGAAGUCGUUCUCUCCACGAGAAAACGAGUGAACCUCGGCGACGUGCAGCAGCAUAUCAAAUCAGCAACUAAACUUGGAAUAGACAUGCACGAUGUCCCGGCUGAUACUCCAGGCUUACCGAACUGUAGGACUAGCAUACGAGGAAGUGGACCAGCGUUUCAAUUAAGGCUACCGCUGCAGCAUUUCAUUCCUUAACUACAGCAUGAUAAUCCGUGGCUCUUCUUUUCCUACUUGAGAAAGAAGCCGCCAAGAAUGCUGACGCUCUUAGGUAGCUCUAAUCCAGCAAGCAACGCGAGCUUCGCAGAACAAACGGAAAGAACAGACCGAUGCAGGAGGAACGCGAUCAGCACCAAGUCGAUUCCUAAGUUAAGGCUCAAAAUACUGCAUUUCUUUGCAAGGGUCAUUUGCGUCGGUUUCCUUCUUAAUCUGAAGAAAUGAACUGAAGAAAUAUAUUGUUUUGGGCUCUAACUAAGGGCUCCACGGAUUCGCGCGCCGAGUGCUACUUUGCGGAGUAGGACGAAUACUGCUAACUCAACAGAAGGAGAUAACAGCAACAACAUGAACUACAUGCUGAUGAAUAAUCACAAUCCUCAAACUACUACCAGCGAAAUUGCAUCUGCCUCUACAACGUUUGCUCCCGGUCCUAGAGGUCCUCCAAGUGCUGUGUCUAUUACUUCAGGAGCUACUGCUGGUGGAGCCUCUUCCCCCUCCUCUUCUUCUUCGGCAAAUGCAACGGCAAAUGCUGCUGAUAGAAUGGAAGUUCCGUCUGCGAUUGAACGAGUUCCUGAACUAGAAGCUCAGCUAGACAUACUGUUGACGAAUGCGGAACAAGAUCUUUUGCAGAGGCGUAGGCUGGAAGAAAGCGUCCGCGUGUUAACGGAAAGUGUGGAUUCUUUGACUUUAUGGAAAAAUCUUUGUCAAAGAAUCCACACUUUCCGUUAACACGGGAAAACUUGUUAUUGUUGUACUACUCUCUAUCACGUUGUGUGAUAUGCUCAUCGGUCUGUUCGGUUCUGUUGGUUUCUCUUUCAUUCUCUUUACCUCCGAUCAGUUCCCCCUUCCUCUGGCUCUCUCGUCCACCCUCCACCACCUACACAUUAAUUAAAUAAUUAGAAAUUACUUAAGUAUAACAGAGUGUAAUUACGGUUAACGGAAAGUGUGGAUUCUUUGACUUUAUGGAAAAGUCGGGAAAAUUUGGUAUUGUUGUACUAGAUUUUUAUUUCUUUUUGUCUUCAUUUUCCCAAGAAAAGUCCGCAGCGCAACGUAAGUUGCAGAUGCUGGAGCGGACGAACACGAAGCUAGCACGAGGUAAGGCGGCAGAGGCUGCUGCACGCUCUGACCGAGAUCGGGAAGUCGAAGAUCUCAAAGCGGAAGUAGUGAAAUAUGGCCUGAGUAUAGACAAUCGUUAAACGCUGUUUGUGAUAAGCGAGAAGCAAUAGUUAGGCAUAGGCUUGAUUUCGGCGUUGCAUUUUCUGCACUAGAAAUACGAAAAGUUGUUAUACAAUGAAAGCUCUGAGAAUGCGUGUACUAGAAGAAGGAUUCCGAAUUUCUCUCACCAUAGAUUUCUUUCCUGUCUAGCUCUAAAUUAAGGCAAAAGAGCUCGUCACCGAUCGCCUAUCAACACGCGCCACCGAUGCAGCUUUAUCGGAGAGCAAAGAGGAAAUCGCCCAUUUGCAAGAGCGCUUAGGAUUAUCAGACCGUCAAAGGGCAGAACUAGCAGAUCAAGUAAGCACGUUGGAGAUAGAGAAAGACGACUUACUCACAGCCAACGACUUACUGGAACAGGGCAAGCUCACUCUUGCAGAAGAUGCUAGAAGGCAAGUGGAUGAAGCUGCGAUGAGGGAAGAAGAAGUGAAUGCUGAAAAACAAUCCCUGGAGACUUAUGGCUUUAAGGUCUCAGGAUGAUCUUAGGGAUCAUGGAUUAGUUUGUUGAGCUCUAAGAUGUGAAAAUUGCGAGUUUGACUGCAGAGAUAGAAGCACAGAAAAAGCUAAUCGAGGAAAUCGAGCAGCAUUCUCUAGAGCGCAUCGCCAGAUUACAGCGAGAAAACGAAAAGAUCAUCAAAGGUAGUGAAGUUUGCCUCUAUUGCUGCCUCUUUCAAGUGUGGUAAUGUUGCUCGUCCGUUCCUCACAUUUUUACCCCGUGCCCCAACUUCUCCUCAAAGAAACGCCACAACUUAUUAAUUUAUAUUUGAGUCAACUACAAAAAUUUGAAUUCGUUUCACUUUCCAUUUCCUCGCUUCUACGCAGAUUUCACUGCAGAGCUGGAAGGGGAGGUGUCCAGACGGGAAAAACAAGAACGGGAGCACGCGGAUGCUCUUCGGAGUGCAGAAGAUGCGGCUUUUCAAAAGGGCGUUCAACAAGCUACUGCUAAAAACUUCAAGCCUUCAUCGCUCGCGAAGCCGAAGAGUGUUGUUAGCAGCAAAGUUAAGGCAUCAUCCUCGAAUCCACCUUCCAGAAGCAGAGCAUCUUGGCUCCUCCUCCGUUUUUCAAGAAAGAAAAACGCGGCUCACGAUGCUCUCCUGAAGAUGGACCUGCUGUGGUUGUAGGUCUAACAAAGGCAGAUCUGCCUCACCUACCAAGCAACAACCUACAGAGAGCAACACUACCAGUACCAGUUCAUCUAAAAUCGUCGAUGAGGGUGUUUUCGUAGCACGAUUUAAAGCGGCAUUGCAGGAAGUGUUGUCGAAGAGAGCUACUGUGUUAAGGCUACCGCUGGAGCGUCCUCAGUGUCAUCCUUGUUCUCCCUUUCAAGGGGAAAAGGAACCAAGGAUGCGCCCAGGGAUGCGACGCGGUAGCUCUAACUGUGGGUGUAGCUGGAAUAGAUCUUGAUUUUCCUGUAGCCUUGUCAGAGGCCUUAUCAUCCAGUUUAGUUGUUGGCGAUGGAAGCAACAAAAAGCAGGCUUCUUCAAUAACAGAGUUGGUCACGACUUUGAUGUCGGCUUUUACUGCUCAUUUGGAGCACGUCGUGGAGAAGGAAAGUAGACUAGCUAGUAACAUCAAAGCUUCUAAUACAACCUCUCCAACCAGAGAUCAGGCACUACUAGUCCAGUCCACAGAUUCUACUACUACAGCAUCGACAGCGUCUUCCUCAUCGACCUCUUCAUCAGCUUCGUCAGGUCGAGCCCUGCAACGGGCGAUUGAGACCAUGUACAAUGGCAAAAUCCACAACGGCAAGAUGUACAACGGGAAACACUGCGAUCUGUCAGCACUCGGUGGAACGGAAGAUGAGGCAUCCGAUGUGGAUGUGCAGACUUUGGUUAAGGGGGAGGUGUGUGAUUGAUUUGAAUUCGUUAAGUGGAGAUUAUGAUUUGAAUUUGUUUUAUCAUCUUCAUGAUCACGAGGAAGUCGAGACUUCUCACAACUUGUCGUAGUCCCUAGUAUCUUUCUGUGGAAUUUUGGUGAGAAACAUAAGCAUUUACUUAUAGACUUUUACUUACACGAACACGAAUGACUACUCUAUGGUACUGGUUGUACGGCGUGUGCUCUUCUUUCUCUAAUUCUUUGAACUUUCUGCGUGAGCGACGAAAUGAGCAGGAGAAACAUCAUAAGCAGCUUAAGGCUUUACGGCAGCUUGCGUGUACCCACGUGGUGUGCAUGAAAAGUCUGGUGAAACGCGUCCAUCGAGCACUGAGGCAACCGACCUCUGCCGCUGGGGGUGGUAUAUACCAUGUUCUAAAUAUUUCAAGUAUCCUUCUAUAUCAUGUAUCUAUAUUGCAAGUACACAGUUUCCUUCUAUAUUUGUGAGAGUCAAAGAACUCAAAGGCUAGGAGGUCUGAGUCAUGUUUUUCUACUUACUCAAAUUUUUCAAAGUUAGGAGCGAAGAUUGAUCCAUCAAUCUCCAGGUGGUAUUCUCGACGGCAACAGUCCGAAGUCACCGAGUCGUCGGGGCAAUGCAACAGCGACAGCGACAACAGCCGAGGAAGCACAAGAACACAGCGCCUCUUCUGGUUUUCGAGAUGCGCAUACCAAAUCCGUCGAUCCAAACACGUUCUACUCUCCGGCCAAAUCAUGCAGAGCUGUGUCACCGUCAGGGACACCACAGUCAGGGACAUCGCAGAAUGCUAGUAACGGGACGUUCAAUGUUAUGUUGCAGGAAUGUUCAUUUUGUACAUUUAUUUCAAUGGAGUAGUAGAAAUUGAAAUUUAUUGUACUACAUCUAGCUCAUGUAGUAGGGUUUUGGCCUGGAAUAUAGAAAGAAAUGCUGUGCAUACUAAUCUAGCAUGGAAGUAGAGUUCGGUGUUGAAAAAUAGGCCUAUCAGGAGGAGACACCCUUUAUUGCAAUUAUCGAAGCGCCGUCCUCGGGCUCGGUACACCUACUUAGUACAACUAUUGAGUCUUUUUCUGAUUUCUGUGUGUUCUAAUUCGGUGAGCGCCUCCAGUGCCGUGGCUUCAAUUGAUGAGGAACAGAUCCGUGCCAUCGUGAGCGAGGUGGACAUGUCAUUGAAAAACUUCCACUUAAGACUUCCGGAAAUCUCCAAUUUUGAAAGGCAUCUAGGACCUCCCGCGUAUAAGGGGGAAACGGGUCCGAGAUGCUUUUCAAAAUGGGAGAUUCCCGCCUGGUCUAAUCCACGCAGAGAUUGACAACGUCUUGGAACAUGAAGCAUUGUUAAGGCUCCAAAGAUCCCGACUUCUCCACGUGAGAGAGUCCCGUUAAAGUUCGUACUGCGCUUCGGUAGGGAACAAGGACUAGGCAAGUACUAGGGCUCCUGUACUAAGGCGAGUACUCCGGGGGCGAGUAUUUUAACGGGGUCGAUACUUUCACAGGAUAAGUUGCUUGGGGUAGCUCUAACAUUAGCCUGUGCCCGUAAGCAGCAAGAGCUGUUGGAAAAGGUAAGGGCAGUCUGUUCACCACACGCAGACCCAAUUGGAUAACGAGAGCAGUUGCUUGUACUACGUCGUCGCAGAAGUAGUCAAGGCAUCGUGGAAACAAAUGUCUAUUGUUCUAAUAUUCAUCAUUAUCUUUUUUGUUCAUACUAUACUACGAAGAGCUCGCUAGAUGAAGAUGUUUCAUUUCAUUUCAAGCCACGACUUACAAGUUUUGCCCAGGUGGUAUUUUUCAGAGGAGUUAUUAUUACGAGAGUCACAGGAGUUAUUGUGUCAUGAGUCAAUGCCAUGCUAAUGAUUUCAAUGAAACUAUAACUAACAAUUUAAGUUAGACUACAAACAACUCCAACAAGCAACUGUCUGAUAUGUAGAAGCUAUAAGACCACAGGAGGUAUUAGAAGAUCUUAAUGCAGCAGAUCCUUUUUAUAAGUUGUUGGUCCGAUUUCAUUACGCUGUUAGUAAUAGUAGAGCUCUGAUAUUAAGGAUUUUGUUCAUGAUGACUCUGUUCAUGUCGUUCACCGUAGAAAGACUCCCUUCUGUCGUGGCUAAUGGUGUUUAGACAUACUAGAUUUGAAUGACUUUUAUCAUAAGAACGGCCUAAGUACGCCUAGGCCUACGUCUAAACCCUAAACCCUACUAGCUUACGAUUAUGAUUUUUUGCAUUUUCCUCAACAUUGACAUUGUAUGAGUUGUCAUUUCCUUAUAGAAGAAAAAUGCCCACCUUGCUGCUGUUUCCGUGCUACCAAGAAGUAAAUUAUAGCUAAAAUUUCUUGUGACAACGUAUUAUUCCACGUGUUACAUCCUUGUUUGUCGGGACAGCCUCAAAUUUUUUUGCCGUAUCUUCCGUCGGCUGAAUAUUGAAUUAUGUUGAGUUAUCUGUUGUAAAUGGAAAUGAAAUUGGAAUGAGACCGACGACCACUUAAAAAGUCUCCUUAGAAACGACCAGUCUCGUUUUGUGAACCUUUCAGUUGGAAGAAUGUACUAGGACAAAUAUUAAUUAUGGACGAUGCAAAUGUUUCCCGCCAGACGAGUGACGAGAGAGAAGAUUAUAAAUAUGCUUCUCAAGAACUUAAGGCAACG
Amoebophrya sp. A25 is the source of this 7833-nucleotide messenger RNA. The record is from the annotation of a GenBank genome assembly. NCBI's taxonomy places the organism in Eukaryota, Dinophyceae, Syndiniales, Amoebophryaceae.